This is a messenger RNA of Chaetura pelagica (chimney swift), 1650 nucleotides long. RefSeq names its product polypyrimidine tract binding protein 3 (gene PTBP3). The transcript is spliced from 14 exons. NCBI's taxonomy places the organism in Eukaryota, Metazoa, Chordata, Aves, Apodiformes, Apodidae. Gene Ontology annotation, cellular component: nucleus. The coding region runs from base 1 to 1650 and encodes 549 amino acids. Gene Ontology annotation, biological process: regulation of RNA splicing; mRNA processing. Gene Ontology annotation, molecular function: mRNA binding. The record is from RefSeq and is a predicted model, not a curated record.
AUGGAUAUUAGUUUUUCCCUAAAAAGAAGUUUGAUUGAAUUAGCUAGGCGUGGACCUGACAAGCUUGUUUCUUCUGGUGUCAGUAACAGGACUUCUACCAUGAACACUUCUACUCCAGCUAAAGAUAAUGGGAUUGAAAAGAAGACAUUUAAAGGAGACAGGUCACCACGCCCUUCACGUGUCCUUCAUCUUUGUCGAAUUCCAAGUGAUGCUACUGAAGCAGAAGUCAUUUCAUUAGGCAUCCCUUUUGGUAGAGUAACCAACCUCUUGAUGCUAAAAGGAAAAAGUCAGGCACUUUUGGAAAUGGCUUCUGAAGAAGCUGCUGUUACUAUGAUGAACUACUAUACUCCUACUACACCUCACCUCCGCAGUCAGCCUGUUUAUAUUCAGUAUUCCAAUCACAGAGAACUUAAGACUGACAAUCUACCUAACCAGUCUAGAUCCCAAGCUGCACUGCAAGCUGUGAAUGCUAUGCAGGCUGGAAACCUGACUGUCACAAGUGCGCUUGGUGCUGAUGGUGGGCUCUGUCCAGGUUCCGUUCUUCGCAUGAUUGUUGAAAAUCUUUUCUAUCCUGUUACUUUAGAAGUGCUGUUUCAGAUUUUCUCAAAAUUUGGAUCUGUCUUGAAGAUUAUCACCUUCACUAAGAACAAUCAGUUCCAAGCUCUGCUACAGUAUGCUGAUCCAAUGAAUGCAUAUUAUGCCAAAAUGGCUUUGGAUGGCCAAAGUAUCUACACUGGCUGCUGCACUCUGCGCAUUGAUUUCUCCAGGUUAGCUAACCUUAAGGUAAGGUACAACAAUGACAAAAGCAGAGAUUUCACUCGUCAUGACCUCCCUUCUGGUGAUGGCCACCCAGCCGUGGAGCCACCCAUAGCUGCUGCCUUUGGGAGCCAAAAUAUCAUCAUUCCAUCAUAUGCAGGGGCUGCUGGUAUUGCCCCAGCCAUGGGCUUUGCUCAAGGUCUUCCGGUUCCAGCUGUGCCUGUAGCACUGGGUUCCCUUGCAGUCCCCACGUCUGCAGCGUCUGGACAGAUGACUGUUACUGGUGUUACUGGUAUUCCAGGAAAUUCUGUUUUGCUAGUCAGCAAUCUGAACCCUGAAGUCAUCACACCACAUGGACUUUUCAUCCUGUUUGGUGUGUAUGGUGACGUGCAUCGUGUGAAGAUCAUGUUUAAGAAAAAAGAAAAUGCUCUGGUUCAGAUGGCAGAUGCAACCCAGGCUCUAUUAGCUAUCAGCCACUUGAAUGGACAGAGGCUUUAUGGAAGGGUCCUCCAUGCUACCUUUUCAAAACAUCGCACAGUUCAGCUUCCUCGUGAGGGAGAAGAGGACCAUGGCCUGACCAAGGACUACAGCCACAGCCCUUUACAUCGGUUUAAGAAGCCUGGCUCCAAGAACUUCAGAAAUAUCUUUCCUCCCUCUGACACUCUGCAUCUGUCCAAUAUCCCGACUUCUGUUACUGUUGAUGAAAUGAAGAAGCUUUUUGCAAAUACGGGAUCUACUGUGAAAGCCUUCAGAUUCUUCCAGAAAGAUUAUAAAAUGGCUCUUAUCCGACUGGGCUCUGUGGAAGAAGCACUUCAAGCUCUCAUUGAGCUUCACAAUCAUGAUCUGGGAGAAAAGCAUCACCUCCGAAUUUCCUUCUCAAAAUCUACAAUCUGA